AUGCACAGGAGACCUCAGGACAUUAAAGCAGCCGUUAAAAUUUUCAAACAAGCACAACGUUUUGAAGCUGCUGGUGUUAACGAAAUAGAAAUUCUAGAGUACUUGCGUCGUAGAGGAGAAUUAACCAAGUGCAAGUGUCGCCAUAUAGGUGAGAUUACUAAUGAAGAUGGUGAAAAUGUCUUGUGUUUUGCAAAAUUUGCAUUAGUUCCCCUUUUCUCUUAAUUUUCUCGGCUGAUUCGGGGUGGGGUUGGGGAUGGGUUGGCAUGGGGGGUCUGCAGGACGGUCAAGGGAAGGGAUAAUAGAUGACGUCAUAAUGCACGAAAUAUGACAUCAUCUGUGCAAAAAAACAUUCGAAAAAGAUGUUGUUGGAAUUGUAACAUUUGUGCCUGAUUGGUUUACUUUCCACCAAUCACAAUAUUACUUUUAUUAUAAUGGCAUACUGGGGUUUCUGAGGAAAUGUUUGAUGUUAAACGUUAAAUAGCUCAAACAACGCAAAGUAUUUGAAAUUUCAUUGACAGAAAGUUGCAUCUACAAGAAAUUGCAAACUUCGGCAAUUAUCCGGGAGACUUCAGACUCUAAUCUGGAGACCGGGAGAAACUGUUCAAAAUCGGGAGUCUCCUGGAUUAUGCGGGAGAGUUAACAGCACUGGGUCUGGGGGGAGAGGGAGAAGAAAUGCUUGCUUUCAUGUCUGAGGAAUUUAAAUUUCUGCAUCUAAAAAGUCAUUGCAAAAUGCUGAUCGGUGUUGAUUACAUUUGGCAUCAUGGCUACAAGGUAGAAAUGCAUAGAGUAAACAGAGAUUCCAUUUGCGAAGGCUGCAAAGAAGUUUUGGGAUUUUUGGUAAUGUAUGCUUUAAUAGACCAUUUUACAGUUAUGGGCGUAGUAUCCUAGCCUUUGAGGAAUGUGAGGCUGAGGUUGACCUUGCUUUGACACAAACCUCUUUUCUUUUCUGAUGGAAAUUAUACUUAAAAAAUACUACUCGGCAUAAGAACAACAUGAUUUACAUAAUAAAGCAGGAAGGGUUGUAUCAAAACAAGGUCAACUCCAGCCUCGUUUUCACCUGUAACUGUCAAAUGGGCUAUUUGAGACCCAAAGAAACUUAACUGCCAUUGUUUAAGUCUAAGAUACCUCAGCUUCUACACUGCUAGAUGAUAAACUGCUUCUCUUAAUCAGUUACAAUAUAUUUACCUUAUACACAGGACUGUCACCAAGAUUUCAAGGUGGCAGCUGUGUGCAGUAAAUAGUUGUUGAGAAAUUGAACAGAUAAGAAUUUCUCUGGCUCUAUUUUCUACUUUUUUUCUUACAAAAGUAGCUCGAGGUUGUGUGAGUUGUAGCCACGGGGGAAAAUCCUCAGCCAUCAGUCCUUCUUGACAACCCUGAUCAUACGCAUUUAUUGAAUUCUGUCCCACUGCCAUUUGUCAUGCUCCAAGUGAGUCUAACGCACAUGGAUAAAACUGCAAUGACUCAUACCAGCCCAUGUUUGUGGACCAUGCCUGCCUGUGGGGGAAGAAUUUGAUCUGUUAUAAUCUUAACUGACACAUUUGCAAAAAUAUAUUAUAAAGCAAAGUCAAGUCAAGCCUUGGUGACCCAGUUUAAAAUUUGGAAAAUAAAACACUAAUAAAAGAUAAGUUGGAGGUUGGAAUGUGCUUGGAAAUCUUUCAGAUGUCUUCAUGCAGUUAUGAUCAGGUCUUUUACAAAAAAUCUUGGCACUUACCCUCAUGAUAAAAAGCUUGUCCCUAUAACUAAAAAAUGAGUUGGCAUGUAUAAGAUCACAAUGGAUGAAUUUUUGUUCAGAUGAAAACUCAUGCACUUAGGUGUCAAGUUCAUGUGGAACCACCCUAACCAAAUUAAGAUCCUAGAUGCCCAACUGUUCAAAAAUUUGAAUGCCAAAAUCAAGGUCAAAUUUUAAGCUGGUACAAUUGAAAUUUGACUGGUACGGUGUGAACCCUAUUACUGUCAAAUUUUUUGUCCUUUAAGGGCAUGGUUGCAUGGAUGCAUGGUAACUCAGCUGGGAGUCACUAUUUGUGAUUUGCUAAAGUACGGUAGCAAUAGGGCCAUCUAUACGAGGAAAAAUAAGACGCGUCUUACAUAAGAUGUGAACUGUACGAUUUAUACGAGCAUGUCUUAUCUAAGACGAGAACAGCUCGUAUAAAUGGUUCACGUCUUAUUUCUGUUCUUGACUUGUUUUCAUGUGAAUGUUGCCCAUAGCAACGGCAAUCCAACAUGGCCCACCAAAAAUUAAUGCAUGUGUACUAUGCGUUCGCGUCUUAUGUAAGAUGCGAAGGUCAUUAAUUUUAUACGAAGUUUUUCUCGAAUUAGCUAAGACGUGUCUUAUCUAAGAACAGGUGUUAAGGGCUGUUCUAAAAUAAGACGCGCCUUAGCUAAGUCGCGUCUUAUUUUAGACGAAAUGUGCCGUUUAUACGGAAAGUUUGCGUCUUAUUUAAGGCGCGUCCUAUGUAAGAUGCGUCUUAUUUUUCCUCGUAUAAAUGGCCCUAAUCUGUGCAUGGCCAGAUGUUGUUGUCAAUUCAUCUUUGUUAUUGUAAUUUUUUUAUUUUUCUCUACUUUUCAGCAUGGUUGAUAGAUUACUUCUCAUACAAAGGUGUGAUGCACUUGGUAUUUGACAGGCUUGAUUGCAACCUUCAUCACAUCUUACUGAAGAACUCAAACAAAGGUCUUCCUCUUUACAUUGUCAAGGAAUGUGCAAGGCAUAUUUUAGAAGCCCUGAGAUUUUUAGCUGCAAAUAUGGUUGUUCAUGGUGAUGUCAAGAUGUCCAAUAUUAUGUGGAAUGCAAACAGAGGACUUUUUCAACUUGUAGACUUUGCUCUGAGCUUUGUAAAGGAAAAUCAAGUAAGAUAGAUUACUUAGUAUCAUCUUUUCAAAUUUAGGGGUUUAUAUCAUUUUAAUAUCAGUAAUAUACUUCAUAAAAGUUGUUUCUAAAAAGAUUAUUGUUAUAGCUGUUAUAUUAUUAUUAUUAUUAUUAUUAUUAUUAUUAUUAUUAUUAUUAUUAAAAGUAUGAGUAAUUAUAAGUUUAAAUUAUGCUGUUAACUGUCGCUUAUAAGCCCUUGGCUUGUAGAUCUUUGUUUGGGUUUUUAGGAGGGGCUUAUAUGUAAGGGGGAUUAUAACCAAUGUCCAAUCUCUAAUGUUCAUCAAGAGUCAACUAAACAGAGUAAGGAAAUGCAGGGACCAAAUCUAGGUGUUGGUUUUAGCGAGGUGUCUGUCUUAUAGAGGUGUCCGUUCAGAGAGAGUUGAAUGUGUAUUUUUUGAUCUCGAAUGCAAUUAAAAAAAUAAGCAAAAUAUAAAUAAAGCAACAUAUGAUAAUGAUGUUAAGUGGAAGCACAUCUAUAAAAUGGUCCGUUGUCUACCAUUCUGGACUGAAUUGGAAUUUGCGAUUUGUCAUAUUCCCAGUUGAACAAGUUUUUGAAAGACCUUAUCCACACAUGCCAUCAUGUUAGACCUUCAAAGUUUUCAGAGGUAAUUAACACUCAAUACAGAAUCCAUGAGGCAUCAGUAAUGAGUUUUUUUGUUUGAAAAAAAUUAUACAGCAGUAAUGUUUAUAUCAGAAAAUAAGCUGCAAAUUUCAAUCUUUAGCCUUACCAGCCACUUCAGAGUGCUGGUUGUCAGAGCCCUGAGGCUGGAAUGUGGAAUAGAAUGGUUAUUGAAGGCACUGCUGACAGAAGCAAUUCAGUGAGUAUAUGCUUACAUUUAUUCAAAACAGUUUGAAAUCAUAAUAUGAAUAUGGCACUGUCUAAUCAGGAGGAACAUAUAUGAACAAAAGAAAACCCAUUUAAACCCUUUUAUAGUGAAUGGCUUGACGUCACUUAUGAGUGAUUAACACAUUUACCCCAAAGAAUUUUGCUGGAAAACAUGCUUUGAAGUUAUUCAAGCCAUUUUCUGGUCACUGUCUGUCUUUAAAGAGCUAGAACUUACCACAAAGCCAUUUAAAACCUAGUGGCCUUCUGAUCCAGAUUCAAAAUAUUAGCUUGCGAAGUUUAGGCUUCAUUUUGGUGGAAAAAGCUUUUGGGAAAUCUUAAUAGGAUCUUAGGAUUAGAUGAAUGGAAAGGUAGGUGGGUAGUGGUUGGCCUCCUUUACUGAAUCGUGCUCAUUCUGGUAUGGUUUGAAAGAUCUCUGCCCCCUGCACAAGUUAGCUGACAAAGUUGUCCUUGACUCUUAAAACUGAUGAAGUCACAGGCUGUAGGAGAGACAUGGAUCCCCAUGCACACAAUGAGGUUAUGGACGGUUCAGGGGUGAAUGGGUCAAACAGUAUUUUAGAAUUUGAUAAUUUUCAAGAAUUUUAAAUUAUAUGGUUGUUUAUCACUAACAGUAGCCGUGUGCCAUUGCACUGCGUUUCAUUUUUGCUAGGGAUGCUGCUGUGCCAGUGAUAUGUGGAGUUUCGCCUUUGUGCUGUGGUACAUGUACACAGGGACCCCAGCAUGCAGAUAUGAAACAGACAACCCAGUCUGUGACAACUGUUUAAAGGCAGAGGUACAUUGAAACCAUUCCCCUUUCAGCAGUUUUUUUUUUACUUUCUUUGUUUAGACAAGGAAAAACAAAAUUUGCAGUACUGAAUAGGUAUUUUAUCUGCAUGAAUGAUUACACCAAAAGAUUUUGGGCACAGCCUCAAAAAACACUUCAUACCAAACAUAUAGUACCAUGUGCAAGAACUACUGAAACGUUUUCAUUUAAUUUGUCACACCAUCAGAGACUCAAUUUAGGUUUCUGAGAAACUGCCCACCUACCCCUCCCUAACCCAACAUUUUGCUCAAAGUAAGUAAGAAGUAAGUGUUAAUGUUAGCCUAGGAGAGGGGUAGGUGGGCAGUUUCCCAUUAACCUAAAUUGGUCCAUUAGAACUACUUGAGGGGAGUGAAUUUUUUUUUUCUUAAGAGGUUAAUGGUAAGAGCACUGCACUGAUUCCUUAGAGGUCAUGUGUUCAAAUCCCGUUCAAGGCAGAAAUUUUUCAGGCUUUCUUUUCACAGCGGCUUAAUUUGCAUACACUUUUAGUCUUAAACUUAAAAUGAUAAAAAAUUUGCUCAGAGGGCGAUGUUAGAAGAUUACUGCGACCUGAUUGGCUCACUUUUGUUUUGUUUCUCUGAUGUAGGAAAUUCUUUGCCUUCAUUUGAAACAAAUUAAUACUCAAAUACCGAAUGAUGGAAGGAAGAUCACGGCUGAACAUCAUGAGUUAUUUCAUGAUUUAAUCAUGAAGUGAGUAAGUAUCAUAUUAAAAUAUAUUAUAAAGACAAACUGAAGUUCUUAAAAGUCCACCUGCUGGUAGUCCUAGUCAAAACAAAGAAUAUUAUUUUCUAACUUUUUUAUGAACUGAGAAACCUCCCUCUUGCAAGUCCGUAUUGUGUACUGUUUGCAUGAAACUGUUUGUUUUUUGCUGUUUGUAUAAAACCUGUAAAUUACUACUAUUAUUUGUAUGACAGUUGUACUUGCAGUAACAGAUUAUAUUUCCAUUUACGUUUUCAUACCUCCUCCUGAAAGGACAGCAAGUCUUCUCCACUCUAUCCAGUCAUUUGUCAGCAUUAUUAAAAAAUAAAUACAUCAUCCCACGAGAUGUCUAGGGCCUUCAGGUCAUCUCUCAUUGCGGCUCUCCAGGUUUUUUUUUGGUCUACCCCUUUUACCCAAGCACGUUUUGGUUGACGAUACCCUCAGUUCAGAAAGGGGGAAUCGUUGAUCUUAUUUUUUCCCCUAAGUUCACAUGUCUAAUGCGCAAUACAGCUUCAUUAGAAAAAAGAACAGUAAUAAACAAACGAAUGAAUACAGCUAGCCCAGAAUAAAAAUUCAGUGGGCAAGUCCAGAGACUCCUCAUCGGUGAUUGACAGGUUACCCCAACCAUGAGUAAUGGUAGAAUUCCACUGUCGCGUAUUUUUUUAAAUUUUACGCGCGUAAAUAAAAUAGAAGCAAUGUAUAAAUGGCCGCGCGUAAAAGUAAAGUUGAACGAGGUUCAACUUAAACGUUUAUGCUUGGCCUUUCAUACAUUGCCUCUAUUUUAUUUACUCACGUAAAAAAUACGCGGAAGUGGAAUUCCACCCCAAGUCUCACGGAGGUCUCCAAAGCUACGAGCAAACCGAUGCAUUAACUCCCAACAUUGUUGGGAGUUGUUGCGUCCGUGUUGGCAGUGAUGUGUAAACGGAUGCAACAACUCUCAAAACUGUUGGGACCUGCAGUGCAUUGUGGGAAGGAUACGACCCAUAAGACUUUGGAGGCCAUGUGUAAUGCGCGUGCGUGGCCCCAACAAUGUUCAGCUAGGAAGAACUGUACAAACGGAUCCAACAUUUUUCUGCUGCGCUUCGGCGAUCACGGAACAAAAGAAAUGUUGCGAGUUGUUGGCCAACAAUGUUGCGUCUGUUUUCACGGGGCUUAAAAAUUGCGCUACAUUUAAAACAUCAGCAAGCCUCUUAUGGUAUUCAGAGAAAGUAACAAAUGACUAAUUUGUUUUCUUUAUUAGGAUGAUAAAAUGUAAACCAGAGGAAAGGAUAACGUCUUCUAAUGCUCUGCAACAUCUGUUUCUAGAGCCGUCUGCUGAGUUGCUUAUUCCUAGUUUGGCAGAUAUGAUGCUACUUCCGACCACCACCCUGCUAAUGGACAACGUCUAUUUACAACAUGGUGAAGAUCUUUUUUUUUUCUCAUACAGUUAAACCCUGUUAAUAGGAACACUGAGCAAAAUGUUGGCUUAAGGGAGGCAUAGGUGGGCAGUUUCCCAGAAACGUAUAAUCAUGAUCCGAAGUACGCUUCUGGGAAACUGCCCACAUACCCCUCCCCUAAGCCAACAUUAACGCUUACUUCUCACAUAGGGCAAAAUGUUGGCGUAGGGGAGGGGUAGGUGCAGGGCAGUUUCCCAGAAACGUAUAAUAAUCCAUAUUUUCUCUAAAUCAAACCCGCUUAAUACGGACACCCAUCAGUAGAAACACUUUCUAUGACCCCCUCAGUGUCCUUAUUAACAUGGUUUGCCUGUAUUUGUUAGCUUGCGAAAGUGGCGUCAUCAGAAUAGGUUUAUAGUGCCUUUCGGUGGCGGAGUCUCUUGCAAAGCAACGAGGGAAUUGAAUUUGUUUCGUCGUCCACAUUCCUUCAGUCAGUGCAAGUUUUUUCUUUUUGUUUUUUUGACCAGUUUUGCCGCUCAGAGAAGAUAUGGUUGUUUUGUAUUUAAAAAAAGGUUAAUUUUUUUCUAAUCAAGCACGGGAAACUUGCUUUCGAAAAUAUCACUGUCUGGCAGUUACUCAGAAAACUUUCAAAUGUAAAACCCCCUCUCUUAACACUAACAUUAAUCGCCUUAAUCUAUUACGUCUUACUUUUUGUAUAGCGGACUCUCUGAAGGACGUUGAGGAAAUGUGUGCAAGGUUUGGUGUUAUUCGACAAGUCACAAGAGGUUCGGAUGGAAAGGUAAUUAUGAAUAAAAUAAGACAAACAACCUCUGAAGAUUUAUAACAUAGCGAGUUGCAAAUGUCCGAAACAAAUAGUUUGAGUUGAACGUAAGCGACAGUUUAAUAGCCCCAUCUGGCAGGAAGUGGAAGUUUUCAGGUCGGUGUAAUUCUUCAUACGCUAUUCGAAGAAAUGUUUUACCCAAAUUUAUAGAGCUUUGUAUGGACAGGGGCGCCAACGUGAUGGCUGGAAACCACUUGCCAUCUGUCUGUUACCGAGUUUUCCUUCGAAAGCGUGAAUUCAUCCCUCGGCGAAUUCAUAAACAUAAAAAUAAUGUUUUUCCUAUUACAAGGACUGUUCAGACUGUUCAGAUAGUUCUUUAUUUUUUAAUAUUCUGUUGACGUCAUGCGAAAACCAGGAACUCACCAUUUUCACAUAAACCAUAACGCACCUUUUUACCUCCCAAAAAUUUUCAUCACCAUUGUUUUCGACUUCUCUUGGGACGACUGUAAUACCUAGGAGAAACUGAAAACCACGAUUGUGUAAAAUUUUUGGGUCAAACAAGGUGCAUUACGGUAUAUGAUAAAUAACCAAUAAAACAAGCGAUCGAGUCUUCAAAACAGUCUCUUGGUGCUAUUGGACGCGCAACCACAGAAUAGCCAAUAGGCUAAAAUUAGGUCUGUUCGUCCUCAGGUAUUGAUCCAAUACUUUGACGCAGAUGAAUGCUCGCGGGCUCAUAGUGCUCUUACUGGGUGGAUAUACAAUGACAGAACAGUCAUUACGUGCUUUUAUCUUUCUGGAAAAUCUAGCAUUCACGAGAUUUUUACACCGGUUGAGCCCACACAGCAGAAAAUCCAUGACAACGGACGUCCCAAUACCCUUGGGAAAAGAAGUGUUGAUUCAGAAAGUGAGUCUUCUGAGAAAGAUAAUGUCAAAUGUAUGAAAAAUAGUAACGAAAAUCUUGAUAUUGACCUGAAAGUAAAAACUUCUUUUUGA
This is a messenger RNA of Porites evermanni, 8352 nucleotides long. The record is from the annotation of a GenBank genome assembly. Lineage: Eukaryota; Metazoa; Cnidaria; Anthozoa; Scleractinia; Poritidae.